AUGGCUGAGUUUGGGAACGGACUAGUGGAUGAGUCCCUGCUGGAUUCCGACCCAGGACAUCCCGAGCUAGAGGACCCUGGCGUGGGAGAUGAAGAUCCAGGAUUAGACGAAGGAGAGGCCGCAAUUGAAGACCCGGAGUUGGAGGCAAUCAAGGCACGUGUGCGAGAGAUGGAGGAAGAAGCAGAGAAGCUGAAAGAGCUACAGAACGAGGUGGAGAAACAGAUGAACCUCAGUCCGCCACCCGUAGGCCCUGUCAUUAUGUCAAUUGAAGAAAAGAUAGAAGCAGACGGCAGAUCAAUUUAUGUUGGAAAUGUGGAUUAUGGUGCAACAGCAGAAGAGCUUGAGGCUCAUUUUCACGGCUGCGGUUCAGUCAACAGAGUCACUAUUUUAUGUGACAAAUACACAGGGCAUCCAAAAGGUUUUGCAUAUAUUGAAUUUUCAGACAAAGAGUCUGUUAGGACGGCAAUGGCAUUGGACGAGUCUCUUUUCAGAGGAAGGCAAAUAAAGGUCGGAGCAAAGCGGACAAACAGACCAGGCAUCAGCACCACAGACCGCGGCUUCCCUCGGGCGCGGUUCAGGUCACGAGGAGGCAGCUUCUCGUCCCGGGCACGAUACUACAGCGGAUACACCCCCCCCAGAGGCAGAGGCCGGGCCUUCAGGGGCCGAGGGCGAACAACAUCGUGCAGUCAGCCCUGGUUUCAGGACCAGUGGAGGCUGACGUCCCCUCCCCAGGUGGCCACUGCGCCGCCUACUGUUUCCGCGGCGUCUCUGUCUCUCUCUGCUCCCGCUAUGCACACUCACCCCAUCCUGUCGGUGUGGGGGGGCGGGGGUGGAGGCCAGAGCGACCACCGGGCGCCUGCGCAGGGCAUUUACUACAAUAGCAAGCGCUGA
This is a messenger RNA of Knipowitschia caucasica, 891 nucleotides long. The record is from the annotation of a GenBank genome assembly. NCBI's taxonomy places the organism in Eukaryota, Metazoa, Chordata, Actinopteri, Gobiiformes, Gobiidae.